AUGAAGAGCAACACAAGUCUACAAUCCUCCACCACUGCUACCAUCGAGGAAGCGCAGACGUGGUCCAGUGUCGUACUCAACGACAAGCUCACACUCGAGCACGUCGCCAUCGAUAUCAACACCGACCGCGUCCAGUAUCACCUUCACCUCGAGCUGGAACACCCUCUCCCUGAACCAUAUCUCGCCAAUGCCGAGUACAUGACGUUGACGUGGCCUGUGGGUGGCAUCUGGAAGAUUAUUCGCCUUAGUGACAACAACCGCAAAGUGCACUGCAUGUCAUGGCGUAAGACCGAGAUGAACCAUGUGGAGGUUGAAGAAUUAGCCAAAAAGGUCGAAGCUGCGGGGAAUUCGAAUGAUCCAGCAAAGGCUCGAAGCUCCACGUUGGCCUCUGCUGAAGCUGACGACCUGCCCCCAACUCUCCGUCCUGGUCCGGUGACAGCUCACUUAAUGGCCGGCUUUUCGCCGCUUGAAGUACAGAUCGAAGUCAACUCUAUCAUUUCAGUUGACACAGUGGGCCAAACGUUUACUGCUGAUGUGACGUGGGAGGUUACGAUGCCGGCUAUCACCACAAUCCGAGAAGACUCGGUACUACGUGAGCUCAUGGACAUUCUCGAGUUCGAUGAGAACCAGUUUGAGCUCACGAACGUCAACUCGAUGCAAGAAGAGCGCGAGAUGACGUCCAGUCUGUCACCAGCGGGGCCUGUUCACUUCACAGACUCAACUAGUCUAGCGCUGCCAGUGACGGCGACGUCGGAGUAUCUGAGUCACCUGCAAUUCAGUCGUCGAGUGGUAGCUGCGUUUAGUGAAGAGAUGACCCUACGCAGUUUCCCUGUGGACCAACAGAAGCUCACGUUUGCAUUCUCUACGGGGACGGGGGUGAGGAAGUCCCUGCGGGUCACACCGGGAGCGGUAGACGCAGGCACGUUCGCCAUCGCCAACUACAAGUUAGGCAACGUCUUUGAUGUGGUACACCACGAUAAGGUGUUCGUCGGUGAGAUCGACGCUGAAGGUGACAAGAAGAGUAUUCGAUUCGAGAUGAUGUUGGAACGACGACCAGGUUACUACAUGACGAAUGUAGCCAUUCCAGCUGGUAUCAUCACGUAUUUGUGCUUUAUCUCGUACGCUCCGCUCUCGGAUGGUUCGCUUAUGGACACUGGUGACCGCGUUCAGAUCGUGUUGACCCUGUUGCUGACAGCUGUGACGUUCAAGAACAUGGUGGCGUCCUUAACGCCGCAGAUCUCGUACUUUACGACACUGGAUCAGUACGUGUUUUUCUGCUUCAUCAUCGCGUGUUUGGUAGCGAUCGAGAACGCUUUGUUCCCUCUGUUUGUGGAUCUCUUCCCUAGACGAGAAAGCUGGCAAGAGAACAGCUUACUAGGCAUUUCUUGUGGCUUUUUCACGCUUGUGAACGUCGUGUGGUUUCUGUACAUCGCUGUGUUUGUCAAAAUGCGCAGACGAGCUUCCGGAGCGUUGAUUAAACUGUUCUUCAUGAAUACAUGGAACGCUUCGGUUUCUACCAGUGGGAGAUUCCAAAAAUCAGCUGCAGUGAGUUCGGCUAUCUGUACGUUCAGCUCCCAGACGACGAGACACCGCACACCGAACUGGUGGAAGCGAGGGUGGCAUUCCACAAUGCCAGUCGCUACAAGGCGGAACGAGAGUUUGAUGCGUUUAAGGAGAUCUUCGAGAAGUUGA
Phytophthora infestans T30-4 is the source of this 1692-nucleotide messenger RNA. RefSeq lists its product as uncharacterized. The transcript is spliced from 3 exons. Gene Ontology annotation, molecular function: neurotransmitter receptor activity; extracellular ligand-gated monoatomic ion channel activity; transmembrane signaling receptor activity. The coding region runs from base 1 to 1692 and encodes 563 amino acids. NCBI's taxonomy places the organism in Eukaryota, Oomycota, Peronosporomycetes, Peronosporales, Peronosporaceae. Gene Ontology annotation, biological process: monoatomic ion transmembrane transport; regulation of membrane potential; nervous system process. The record is from RefSeq and is a predicted model, not a curated record. Gene Ontology annotation, cellular component: membrane; neuron projection; synapse.